CUCGCUCAGCACAAGAUGUCUUCAAGAAAGCGACGAAGAAGACAUUCUUCCAUGAGCCGCCGUGUCAAGCGAUUCAUUCUUCGAUACACCUGGGCCUUUCCGCUGGCAGUCAUCUGUGCAUUUCUCUUCGUGUACAGCCUCAACCCAUCGGAAAGCAACCCGGUGCACAAGUUCAUCUUUCCGAGCUAUCCAGUGGGACCCGAGACUCCCGGCGGACCUGCCAAGUACGCCAAGGGGCGAGAUGACUUUGCGUUUGUCUUCUUUUACAUCAUCUUUUUCUCCUUCACCAGGGAGUUCGUCAUGCAAGAGGUCUUGCGACCACUGGCACGGCACUGGGGCUUGGCCAGUCGUGGAAAGCAGACUCGAUUCAUGGAACAAGCCUACGCCAUUGUUUACUUCAUCUUCAUGGCUCCCCUUGGCUUGUACAUCAUGAAGGGCACUCCGGUGUGGUUCUUUAACACGCGGGGGAUGUACGAGGACUUCCCCCACAAGACUCUCACCGGGGACUUGAAGUUUUACUAUCUGUUCCAAGGAGCAUACUGGGCGCAGCAGGCUAUUGUGCUUAUUCUUGGUAUGGAGAAGCCUCGAAAGGACGCCAAUGAGAUGAUUCUUCAUCACAUUGUGACUUUGUCGUUGAUUGGGUUGAGCUACCGGUUCCACUUCACUCAUAUCGGUAUCGCUGUGUAUACCACCCAUGAUAUUAGCGACCUCUUCCUCGCUGUAUCCAAGGUUCUCAACUACCUCAAGUCAGCCAUCACUGUUCCCUUCUACGCCACCUUCAUGGGCGUCUGGAUCUACAUGCGGCACUACAUCAACAUCCGCAUUAUUUACUCUCUCUUCACCGAGUAUAAAACAGUCGGCCCAUACGAACUGAACUGGGAGACUGAGCAGUACAAGUGUCCACUCGCCCAGGUGAUCACAUCGACGCUGCUCAUUGCCCUGCAAUCGCUGAACCUUGUCUGGCUGUACUAUGUUCUCCGGGUCGCUUACCGCAUCACGGUUUACAAUGAGCAACGUGACGCUCGCUCUGAUGAUGAG
Fusarium vanettenii 77-13-4 is the source of this 1038-nucleotide messenger RNA. RefSeq lists its product as uncharacterized. NCBI's taxonomy places the organism in Eukaryota, Fungi, Ascomycota, Sordariomycetes, Hypocreales, Nectriaceae. Gene Ontology annotation, cellular component: membrane. The transcript is spliced from 2 exons. Gene Ontology annotation, biological process: ceramide biosynthetic process. The record is from RefSeq and is a predicted model, not a curated record. The annotation marks the transcript as partial. Gene Ontology annotation, molecular function: sphingosine N-acyltransferase activity.